CGUAAUACGCGGUCACCAACGAAGAAGCUGUAAUUUCCUGUGCGACACAACGUCACGUCUGCUUUGUCGAUAGUGAACGUAGGAGUGCAAUGGCGGCGUCCCGGGCAUCUUCGUCGAAAUGUUUUUUCACCCGGGAGCAACUCGAUAACACGCCGUCUCGCCGAUGUGGCGUAGAGCCGGACCGGGAGCUCUCCUACCGACAGCAAGCGGCUAAUCUGAUCCAAGAUAUGGGUCAGAGACUGAACGUCUCUCAAUUAACAAUAAAUACAGCAAUUGUUUACAUGCAUAGAUUUUAUAUGCACCACUCUUUCACCAGAUUCCAUAGAAAUAUAAUAUCUCCUACCACUUUAUUCUUGGCUGCAAAAGUGGAAGAGCAACCUCGGAAACUCGAACAUGUGAUCAAAGUUGCCCAUGCUUGUCUAAAUCCCCAAGAAUCACCUCAAGACACAAAAAGCAAUGCAUACCUCCAGCAAGCUCAAGAGCUGGUGAUACUUGAAUCCAUAGUGCUGCAAACCCUGGGCUUUGAAAUUACUAUUGAGCACCCACACACUGAUGUGGUGAAAUGUUCCCAGCUAGUGCGAGCAAGCAAGGAUUUGGCACAGACUUCCUAUUUCAUGGCUACCAACAGUUUGCAUCUCACUACCUUCUGCCUCCAGUACAAGCCUACAGUGAUUGCCUGUGUGUGUAUUCACCUGGCAUGUAAGUGGUCCAACUGGGAGAUCCCAGUUUCCACUGAUGGGAAACACUGGUGGGAGUAUGUGGACAGCUCUGUCACUCUGGAGCUGCUUGAUGAGUUGACCCAUGAAUUUCUGCAGAUUCUGGAAAAGACGCCCAGCCGGUUAAAGAGGAUCCGCAACUGGAGGGCAACACAAGCGGCCAGAAAGCCCAAGUCUGAGAGCACCCAGUUGAUGGACAACUCUUUCGCUGGACCUUCCAUGCUCCAAGGUGAUGUGUCACUUCCUGGAGUCGCCGUCUCCAACCCAAGUUUUUCCAAAUCAGGUGCCACUUUCACAGUGCCCGUGCCUGGCCAGUCUGGAGGUGCACCCCUUUGUCUGGACACUAUGUCUGGCACAUACAAUCCACCUAGCCACAGUGAGUGGCCCCAGGGCAACCAGAGUCAAGCAGGGUACACUUCAAGCUGCUUAAAACAGGACCCCCUCAGCAUCCCUCACCAAGAGCCAACACUGUCCUUGCAGACUUCCAGUUCCUCUUUGCUUCAGCAUCCUCCUGUUUGCAGGACUGAGAAAACAGUAGACCUCAACUUAGUUAAACAAGAGCAAAAAGGAUCUGGUGUAGGUGGAGGCAAACAUCAGCCACCACCUCAGUCUGCCUACCCUCCCCCAGUUCAGCCUCCUCCAUCACAACCUUCUCCAGCUCAGAAACUGUCUCUGGACAAAUACAGAGAGAAGCAUGCUGCAGAGCUCACUGUCUCUGUGCAGAAAUGCAGGCAGGAGCAGCAUGGAGGAGUAAUGGAUUCCGAUGUGGGGGGAGGGAUGUCGUCUUCCUCCUCUUCUACCUAUGCAGCAUUGUCUAUGAGCCAAGUAGACAAUAGAAAACAUUCACAGCCCCUCCAGGCACCCCAGGGUGGUGGUGGCAGCGGCAGCUCCACUGUCUCCCCAAUGAAAACAAAACUUUCUUCCUCCUCAACUUCAGGGCAAGACAGAUAUUAUCAGAGUGACAAACGGGACAAAGACCCGCUUAAAGUCCGACUGGCCGUUCCUGGGUCUGGCAGCAGCACUCAGCCAGGUAAAAGUGGACAGUCCAGCAAAGACGAGCUUAAGAUGAAGAUAAAAGUUUCAUCAUCAGAGCGUCACAGCUCGUCAGACGAAGCCAAUAACAACAAGACCAAACAUUCCAGCCCCCUGGUGAACAAGGAGAAACAGCAUCGUGGAGCGGAGCACAACCUCCAUCGCCACCACAAGCACAGUCACCCUCACGCACACAUGCACAGUGGCAAUGGACGAGGAGGCACAGAGGGCCCAGGUGGUGGGGUAAGCCAGCUACGGGGUCCUCCAGGACUGGUUAGCAUGGAGGAGGCAACUCUGGCUCCUCCUGGAUCCACUUCUUUGGCUUCAACCUUGUCGCGCAAGAGGACGCACCCUGAGACCAGUCACAACCACCACACUCCCUCCUCAUCCUCCACUUCUUGCUUGAAAGUGAAUAAAAUCUCCAAGGGUGACAGUGCUGCUGCAGGUGGGCUGCGGACCUCUCAGCAGUUCCUUCCUCCUAGUGAAUCGCCACACGAAGUGGGAGAGCAGAGACACUGAGUCCAUUACUUUGCAGCCAUGGCCAGCAUGUGGAAAUGGCAACAAGUUGAGACUUUGAAGACUCUGCUCACAUCCUUGUUAAGUGCCCUAGGAAAACAACUCUGAUUAUAAACCCUUUAUUCACAGGCAGAAAAACGUAUCUGCAAAAACAUGAAAGGUAGUGUCGGACUUAACAGUGUCUAAGAGACAAGAAAGAUGAAAACUUAUGCUUCCUGACUGUCACGUCUUUGGGCUGGGUUGCUCGGUGUUGUCUUUCUGUUAAUGUGUCAAGUUGCUGCUUGGUUCUCUUUCCUCUUCCAAUGGGUCUCAGAAUGUGCAAAGGUGGGUGCGUGUGUAUAUCAUCAGGAAUGGGUUGUGUGUGUGUGUGUUUCCAUUGGGGGGGGUCCUACAUUUUAUAUCCCCAUAUGGGGGGGAAAGUGAGAAAGUACUACAAGUAUUAUAAAAGGCAUGAAAGGUGCACUUGUUUCAUUUUCUGCCUUUAUUUUUUUAUGAGAAGUUUAAUAGAAUCACAUUUCCACCACUGGAGUUGUUAUGUUUGCCUGCAUUCCGUGUAGGGUUAUAAUGGACGCAUUUUUUUUUUUUAGGUGUAAGUUUCAUCUCCUCAGUUACUCUCGUCUCAAUUUCUUUUUAUACUUCAGUACUGUGCGUAUGAUUUGCAUGUUUCAAUCAUCAAGGGGAUUUAAAAGAAGAGCGCUUUCUUGCUGUUUACAGGAAGUAGACAUAAGUGUACAUACGUUUUUGUAUGUUUAAAGAAGAAAAGUUAUACCAUGACUACUCAGGUUUGGAGCUGCUUAUAAGUAUAACAAAAUAACUGUAAUAACUAUAAAAGACUUAUUUUGUUGACCUGCCAUUGGUCGUCAUCUGGUGAGUGUUCCACUGGCGUGCGCUUCUGACAGCCUUCCUACAGAGGGUGCUUAACCUGUGCUUUCCAGUCACAGGGAAUAUCAUUUGGCAUCCUCAGCGACACCGGCACAUCUGACACCAACUUAUUACAUCGGAGCGAUGCAGUUUGUACCAAAAAUGUAUUUUCUUUGAUCUCCUAAGUAGACCAUAAGCUGGAUGCCAAAGGGUGAGCCUCAAAAAGGAAAAAAGAAAGGACAGUAGAAGUGUGCUAUUAUCUUUUACAUAAUCCUUUUUAUUUUGAUGUACAAACAUAAUUUCAUAACAUGAAGCUGUAGCCCUUUAGAUAUCAGUCCAUAAAGGAGGCACAUGUAUUAUUCAAUCAGCCAUUGAAAUGGUACCAUUAAGAAGAAGAAUAAAAAAAUAAAAAAAAAACUUGUUGGCACUUUUCUAAUCAAGAAUAGUGACUAAUAGUCUAUAUGUAAGAUGACCCACUGGAUAUGUUGGAAACUAGAUGAAUUUACACUGUGGGCGUGCUUGAUACAGUAGGUCCUGUUCACUGGCAUUGUCAUCUGAUUGGUUGAAUUUCCUUUUACAGUUGUGUGCCAGUCCGGUCACAUCUUUACAUCAGUUUCAAACAUUAAACUUUAUGUUCUAAAAUCUU
This is a messenger RNA of Monopterus albus (swamp eel), 3771 nucleotides long. RefSeq names its product cyclin-T2-like. NCBI's taxonomy places the organism in Eukaryota, Metazoa, Chordata, Actinopteri, Synbranchiformes, Synbranchidae. Bases 90 to 2267 code for a protein of 725 amino acids. Gene Ontology annotation, biological process: regulation of transcription by RNA polymerase II. The record is from RefSeq and is a predicted model, not a curated record. The transcript has 10 exons. Gene Ontology annotation, molecular function: cyclin-dependent protein serine/threonine kinase regulator activity.